CUUUACUUACGUAGAGCGCAUAUGAAAACGCGCGAUGCUAAGAAUGGCCGCUGCGGUUUGGAUUUUGGAGCCACAGUUGAGCAGUGGGCUCGCGCUGCUCGCCCGGUCGCUGCAUGCAGAUUACGGCCAUUGCGACUGGAGCACCCCAAGCAUGGCCAGGCGGGCCGGUUGGAAGGAAUCGGGCGGGCCCUCCAGCUGUCAACCGCCGACUAGUGCUGGCCAUCGGGCGGCCAGGCCGGAUUGGCCCAGCGGCCCCCGCCCGCCUUUCCCAACCGGUUUUAUAUCAGCCCUCGUCCAACCUUUCCACUCAAUUUGACCUUGGCCAUUAAGGCCGACGCUGUCAAGGGAUCGUUUGGGAUCGGGGCAAUCAGCACCGGCUCACGACGAAACCAUGCAUGCACGCAAGAUGGGUGCCCUCGCGGUGCUCGCCGUCGCUUGCCUCGCGGCAGUGGCAUCGGUUGCGCAUGCGGCCGACACCAAAAAGCCCAACUUCGUGGUGAUAUUCACCGAUGACCAGGACGCCAUUCAGAACAGCACCCACCCGCACUACAUGCCCAGCCUGCACAAGUACAUCCGCUACCCGGGAGUGGAGCUGUCUCAGUACUUCGUCACCACCCCCGUGUGCUGCCCCUCGCGGACAAACCUGUGGCGCGGCCAGUUCGCCCACAACACCAACUUCACCAGCGUGCUGCCUCCCUACGGUGGCUGGGCCAAGUGGAAGGGCCUGGGCAUCGACCAGUCCUACCUGCCGCUGUGGCUCAAGGACCAAGGCUAUAACACCUACUACGUGGGCAAGUUCCUUGUGGACUACUCCGUCAGCAACUACCAGCAGGUGCCCGCGGGCUGGGACGAUAUCGAUGCCCUGGUCACCCCCUACACCUUUGACUACAACACCCCCGGCUUCAGCCGCAACGGCGCGACCCCCAACAUCUACCCCGGCGAGUACAGCACUGACGUCAUUCGCGACAAGGGCGUUGCUCAGAUCAAGUCGGCCGUGGCUGCCGGAAAGCCCUUUUACGCGCAGAUCUCGCCCAUCGCGCCGCACACCUCCACCCAGAUUUCCACCAACCCCGCCACCGGAGUGACGAGGUCCUACUUCUUCCCGCCCAUCCCCGCCCCCCGCCACUGGCAGCUGUUCUCCGACGCCAACCUGCCCGGCGGCACGCCCAACAAGAACCUUUACGAGGUGGACGUGAGCGACAAGCCCGCCUGGAUCCGCGCCCUGCCGCUGGCCCAGCAGAACAACCGCACCUACCUGGAGGAGAUCUACCGCCUGCGCCUGAGGUCGCUGGCGGCCGUGGACGAGCUGAUUGAGCAAGUCGUCAAGACCCUGGAUGAGGCGGGUGUGCUUGACAACACCUACAUCAUCUACAGCGCUGACAAUGGCUACCACGUGGGUGCCCACCGCUUCGGCGCGGGCAAGACCACGGGCUAUGAGGAGGACCUGCGUGUGCCCUUCCUCAUCCGCGGCCCAGGCAUCAAGGCCAGCAAGUCCGACAAGCCGCAGAACAGCAAGGUUGGCCUGCACGUGGACUUUGCGCCCACCAUUCUGAGCCUGGCCGGCGCCUCGCACCUGCUCGGGGACAAGGGGCUGGACGGCACCCCGCUGGGCCUGUACGCCAACGACGACGGCACUCUUCGCUCCGACUACCCUCGUCCGGAGCAGCACCGCCAGCAGUUCCAGGGCGAGUUCUGGGGCGGCUGGAGUGAUGAGCUGCUGCAGAACCUCAGGUCCCAGCCCAACAACACUUGGAAGGUGGUGCGCACGUAUGACGAGAGCAGCAAGCAGGGAUGGAAGCUCAUCGCGCAGUGCACCAACGAGCGCGAGCUGUACGACCUGCGCAAGGACCCCGGUGAGCUGUACAACAUCUACGACAAGGCCAAGCCCGCCGUGCGCAGCCGCCUGGAGGGGCUGCUGGCGGUGCUGGCCGUGUGCAAGGGGGAGAGCUGCUCCAACCCGUGGAAGAUCCUGCACCCCGACGGCACCGUCAAGAACUUCACCCAGGCACUCAACUCCAAGUACGACCGCAUCUACAACGCCAUCCGCCCCUUCACCUACAAGAGGUGCCUGCCGUACCUGGAUUGGGACAACGAGGACAGUCAGUUCAAGACGCAGAUCCGCGGCGCCAACCCCGCAGCCGGCGUGGGCCACCACCGCCUGCUCACCGCCGCCAGCGAGCGCGCCAUCGCCACCCGCCGCCGCGCCCAGGCCGCCGUCAGUGCCGAGCUGGCGGAGCGGCCGGCUGUGUUCCAGGCAAAGGUCGAGGAGAAGUCGGUGCCGGUGCCCCAGGACAUCCUGAAGGCCGACGUGGAGAAGUGGUUCGCCUUCAACAAUGCCGAGUACUACCUGGCAUAAUAUUAAACACAAAAGCGAUCAAAUGCAAGCGCGCAUGGACAUAGCGCAUCGACCAAGCGCCACCAUCGCUUGGGUUUCUAUGAUACGGUUGGGUUACGUAUAAUAUAUGGGUUUUGGACGUGGCCGCUUGGUCAGUAAGUGGUCCACGUGGUACUGCCGCGUGCGUGAUUCCCCCCGAAUGUAUAUUACGUUUCGAUGUAAAUGGGUGUUUCCACGGAAGUUACAGGCAAAGGUGCGUACAUAACCCGGGAUGCGAUGAAGGUGCUCUGCCGUCGUGAUCACGAGUGGGAGUGAUGGAAGAUACCGGCAUGCAUCUGCGUGGCGGACAGGCAAUGUGGCAGGGGCAUGGUUUGGACUGCGGAGCCAAAUGUUUAGGCUGCUUGCAGAGAGUGUGUUACGGCGUUGGCCAACACCCCAAGGCGCAGCGUGCGCAGCUGGUAAUCCAGGUCGGUGCUCUUGACGCGCUUUGGGUCGAUAAGUGUGCAGCGGCCUUGACGCCGUGCUGUGAAGAUUCAGCAAUCUGAUUAUGCCCUGUGUAAUACAGCGCACCGACCGGUCCCCGUGCUCCUUGCGUCCGGAGAGGUGAGGAGUCCGCGCGCGACCUCGCAAUUUGACAGGGCUUUGGCCCAGCUAUUGAUUUUACACGGUCCCCCUAC
Chlamydomonas reinhardtii is the source of this 3012-nucleotide messenger RNA. RefSeq lists its product as uncharacterized. The record is from RefSeq and is a predicted model, not a curated record. Gene Ontology annotation, molecular function: N-acetylglucosamine-6-sulfatase activity; glycosaminoglycan binding; arylsulfatase activity. The transcript is spliced from 16 exons. The coding region runs from base 407 to 2356 and encodes 649 amino acids. NCBI's taxonomy places the organism in Eukaryota, Viridiplantae, Chlorophyta, Chlorophyceae, Chlamydomonadales, Chlamydomonadaceae. Gene Ontology annotation, biological process: phenol-containing compound metabolic process.